Molecule: messenger RNA, 1632 nt
Organism: Pterocles gutturalis (yellow-throated sandgrouse)
Lineage: Eukaryota; Metazoa; Chordata; Aves; Pterocliformes; Pteroclidae
Product: leucine-rich repeat-containing protein 14-like
Exons: 2
Cellular component (GO): cytoplasm
Source: RefSeq, a predicted model, not a curated record
UUCCGCCGCGCCCUGGAUUUCCUCCCCGCCGAGCUCUACCCCGUCCUCAUCCAAGCCGCCGUGGUGGACGGGCGGAAGUUUGUGGUGCGGGAUCUGGGGGGGACGUGGCCCUUCCCCAUCCUCAGUUUCCACUGGGUGCUGGAUUACCGGGAAUGUCACUACGAUCGUCCCCGGAGGCGUCGCCCGAUCCACCUCGAUGACCCCAAGAAAUCCUGCAUGAAGGCCGUCAUCCUGGGCGUUAUGGCGCAUCUCCGCCGGGAGCUGGAGGGGCCCUGGCACGGCACCAGACGCGGGCGCCGUUUCCCGCCUCCUUCCUUCCAAGGUUUCUUCUCUUCGCCCAGCGAGAGACGGUGCCGUCUGCGGGUGGUGGAUAUGACGAGUCUCCAGACUGAAGACGAAGAGAAUCGUGUACCGGACACAUUGUCCUCUUGGUCCAUCACGGACGUGUUGGCCAAAGCCUGCAUCGAGGUCUUCAAAAACCACACCGCGUUCCUGAAACGUUGCUCCAAACAACGCAAAGGUUCCUCUGGCGCCUCGGCGGCUCCACGAUCCAUCCAAGUGGAGGUCCUCGCCGAUCUUUAUGUCGCUGGAGACAUCGACCUCGUGUGUGAUGCCCUGCGAAUCGCUGCCGUCAGUCCCCUGUGCCUGAAAUGCCGUGAUUUCCACGCCGAGAACCUCUCCUUCGCCCACACCCUGGAUUUGGUGCAGACCCUGGAUCCCGCUGGCAUUCGGCGGUUAGAUCUCUGCUUCAACGACCUGGAUCUGCGCGACCUCUGCGGCGUUUUAGUGCACGUCACCAGAUUCACUGACCUUCUCAGCCUCAAAAUAUCUUAUGCCGAGGAGGAGCCAGAAAUGAUGGCGACACGUGCCGAACUCCAGGGCCUCUCCGCACUCCUGGGGAGACUGACCUGGCUCAAGGAGCUCAACUUGACUUGCUGCAAGCUUUCGGGGAAACUGAGGCACGCUCUCAGCGAGGUGCAGGUUCCCCUGGAAAGCCUGGAGUUGCCCGUCUGCAGCCUCCUUCCCAACGACCUCGCCUUCCUUUCCCAAAGCAUCCACGCUCCAGCGCUGAAGAAAUUGGACCUGAAUUACCUUAAUUUUUCCGAUGCCUUUCUCCAACCUCUUCGGGAUCUCCUGGAGGAGGCUUCGGCCUCUCUCCUCCACCUGGAUCUCACGGAAUGCCGCCUGACGGACUCCCGGCUGGAAGCUCUGCUGCCGGUGCUCUGCCGUUGCUCCCGCCUCCGCUGCCUGGGACUUUGUGGUAACCCACUUUCCUCGACAGUGCUCAAAACCCUGUUGCAGGAAACGGUGAUUCUCCGGGAUUUACGCCUGGUGUACUACCCGUACCCCAUGGAUUGCCGGAGGCAGAAUCUGCCACCUCCGCCCUCAGCUUCCCACUGCGUCCUUUGGCACGACAUGGACCAGGAGCAUUUUGCCGUGGUAAAGGCCGAGCUGCGCCGGAUGCUGGUGGACUCCGGCAGAGCCGACAUUGUCUGGACCGACAAAUUCCUCAACUACAAAGCUGUGGACUAUUUUGUUGUGCAGCGAAGCUUGGAGCCCUCGUCCUGCCCUGAGGCACCUGAUGAACUCCAGUGGCUUCACCGCUGUGCCGCAACCCUUCCUUCCUCCUAA